AUGGUGCAUUCUUGGGACAUUGUCGUAUGGGCGCAAGAAAACACCAUUGAUUAUGUACCUUCAUCGUGGGCCAACCACACUAAAACCAAAUACAAAUACCCGGUGGGUAAAAACGACUUUAAAAUGAGAAAAAUAAUUAAUAAUAAUGGGUCUCUUGAAAAUGAACCUUUUGAAUGGUUUGAUGCUGUUUGCAAAGUUGAAUAUGUUAAAGAUUUGCAGAAGGCAAAAGAAUUAUGUGACAAAGGACAAUACACUUCAAAUCUUGAAAUUACUGACCAGGAGUGUGACAAUGAAGGUAGAAAGAAAAAGAGAAAAAUUAUUAAAAGGCUGACAUUUGAUUCAGACUCGUCAGAUGGGAAUGUGCCCUUAGUCAGAGGACAGAACUUAAUCCGGAAAAAAUUUUCAUCAGAGCCUUUGAAUUCACAACAGACUUCUAGUAUCCUAAAAAAUACGCAUGAAAAUGAUACAUGUCUUUCAGAAAAUAGAAAACAAUUUUCCUCAUCUCCAAAUUAUCAUAAACGUUUUUCAAACCAAAAUUCUGAAAGCAAUACCACAGUUUCAAGACUGGCUUUGUUUUCCAAUCAAACACCAAGUUCCUCUAAUCCAGGGUUAAGGCAGGUCUCUUCAGGGUCAAGGCAAAUUUCCAAUGAUUUAGCUCCAUUGUUAGAGGAAUUAACUGAAAUCAAAUUUUACAUGAAAGAAACUAAAGUAACCCUUUCUAAAAUGGAACAUUUUAUGAACAAUUGCAGCAACAAAAAUAAUUUUGCUGAUCAGAGUACUAUGGUUGACACUUCAAAUGUUUUUUUAGAAAAACUUCCAUGUGAUAGUAAAAAACAAUUAGAGGAAGUAGAUGCCUUGAUUGCUGAACCCACACUAAUGAAGGAAUUGGUAAAUUUUCUUUAUUUGGCUGGGGGAACUAAUGCACACAAAAGUGUGUACUUGGCAAUGAAUAAACUGUUUGCCAAGGAAUUGGCACUGCAAUACAGUGGGCAAGGCAAAAAGAAAAAAAUUCCCUUUUGCAAUAUGAAACUGUAUCAAGCUAUUUUUGCCGCAAUUAGAAAACGACAUAAUUCUGUAACUGACGAUGAAAUAAAAAAAUCAGUUUCAUUGUUUUUGGCCACAUCAAAAUCUAGAUUAGGUGGUAAGAGGGACUCAUUAAAAGGUGUUGAAGAGGAUUUCGAAAUAUGA
Molecule: messenger RNA, 1188 nt
Organism: Brassicogethes aeneus
Lineage: Eukaryota; Metazoa; Arthropoda; Insecta; Coleoptera; Nitidulidae
Source: the annotation of a GenBank genome assembly